Molecule: messenger RNA, 994 nt
Organism: Anolis carolinensis (green anole)
Lineage: Eukaryota; Metazoa; Chordata; Lepidosauria; Squamata; Anolidae
Product: alpha-aspartyl dipeptidase
Exons: 8
Coding region: 34-771 (245 amino acids)
Biological process (GO): proteolysis
Molecular function (GO): serine-type peptidase activity
Source: RefSeq, a predicted model, not a curated record
CGGCGCCUCCUCCGGACUCGAGCCCCUCUCCCGAUGCCCGCACGCCGCCGCCUCCUCCUGGCUUCCAACUCCACCCUCCAUGGAGGAGGCUACCUCGACCACUGCCAGAGCCACAUCCGCAGCUUCCUCGGCCAGAAUGUGAAGCGAGUUCUCUUCGUUCCUUAUGCUCUGCACGACAGAAAUGCCUAUGCCAAGAUGGCCAGGGAAAAGUUUGAAAGUUUAGGCUAUAAGUUAGACAGUAUCCAUGAGGCGCUCGAUCCAGGAGAAUCUGUAAGGAAAGCUGAAGCUAUAUUCAUUGGUGGUGGCAAUACCUUUCGUCUCUUGAAAACUCUUUACGACCAUGGUCUGGUACAGCCAAUCAGGAAAAGAGUUCUUGAGGAUGGGGUCCCAUACAUAGGAUCCAGUGCCGGAACCAAUGUAGCAACAAUCAGUAUCAACACAACCAAUGACAUGCCAAUCGUAUACCCACCUUCUUUGCUGGCCCUUGGACUCGUUCCUUUCAACAUCAAUCCACAUUAUUUGGAUCCAGAUGUUAACAGCACCCACAUGGGGGAAACCCGUGAAAAAAGGAUUCAGCAAUACCAUGAGGAGCCAAACACCCCACCAGUAUUGGGUUUACGUGAAGGAUGCCUUUUACUUGUGGAAGGAGAGAAAGCCACCUUGCAAGGAAAGACGGGGGCUCGGCUGUUUGUGAGGGGGGCCACCCCAACAGAAUAUGAGCCUGGAACAGAUUUAAGUUUUCUGUUGCAUGAAGGUCCCGAAAAGUUAUAAUGUUUUUUGAAAAGACCGCAACACAGCAAUAAUUCAAGCAGCAGCUAUGCAACAGAGUGAGAACUGCGAGUGCACAAAUCCAGGAGCUACUGGCAUCCCAGAACUGAGCUUAGUAAAUGGUUCCAGGAUUAAUCUGUACUUUCUCAUAGCACAUUCACUGGGAAAGAUACUCAGUCAGCUCUGGAAAAAAAAAGACAUAGUAAUAAAAAAUGCUGUAAGAGCA